AAAAUUAUUGAUGUAUUUUUUGUUCUAAUCGACCAAAUAAUGUAUUAGCCACUUAUUAUAACGGUUUUUGUACCAAAAAUUCCAAUUUCCCAUUUUAAAAUUGUGUUUAUGUGGGUUAACUUUUCCUGACUGGCCCAGUAAUGCUCAGUUUACCUUACUACUACCAAAUUUUCACUCGCUUUCGUCGUUGCAUUAGUUGUUGCCAUGGUAACUUACUUACUCACAACUCGACUCUUAAACGUCAAACGUCAAACGUAGCACGUUUUUUCUUAGCAUUAAAACUUCACAUAUCACAAUAAAAUUCACAGUUUAAAACAAAAAAUUAUAAUUGAGUGCAAGAAGGAUGAGUCAAUCAAAAUCAACUAUUCCUCUUUUAAUGCGACUCAAGGAAAUUGACGAGAAAUAUAAGUUGAAAAAAUACCAGGAAGAAAGACCCUCUAGUGCAAGUACUGGAAGUUUUACUGACGACUUUAGGAAUAAUGUAAAAAAUCAUUCCAUUUCCGGAUCUGGUGAUACGAGAGAAAAUCAAAAACAGAAGAUUCUUAUUAAAAUGCCCGAUACUCAAAUGGAGCCAAAUAUAAGAAUGAAAUCCCCGAAUGGAGAUCUUGAAUCAUCUACUGUGGUUGUCACAAUUGUUGAUAAGUCUGCUACAAAUUCAAACAGGACUGAUACUUAUUUGACUUCUAAAAUAACGAUAGAUACAAGAUCUGGGAAUGGAGAAAUGGGACCAGGAGGGGAAGGAAAUAUAAUUACUAACGUUGAUGUGAGUCUUCAAGAACUGGAAUCAGAUAAAUCUGCUUCUUUAUCUUCGAUCAGUGAAGCUAUUGAUUCGGAAAUUAAAACUUUAGAAGAGUCUCAUGACGAUGCUAAAGAUUCCAAUGGUAAUGCAGUCAAUUUGGAAAUUACUUCUAAAAAAACAGAUUUUUCACAAAAUUUUCGUCGGGCAGACCUUCCAGUUUAUGAUGAUGUUUAUAGAUAUUCUGAUGACACCUUUGAGGAUGUUUCUAGUUAUUCAGAGUCUGUGGCUACGUUGAAGUUUGAGAUACGGAAUCCCUUGAAAGUUGUCUCCCCUGACACCAAUUCCGAUGCGAUUCUAUCAUCUCCAAAAUUUCAAAAAAAUAAAUCAUCUUCCACCCCAACUGGAAAAUAUUCAAACAUAAGUGAAAAAUGUAUUGAGCAUGCGUCACUAAAAGAAGUGAAACCACUUAGUGAAUUUGAAUCAAGUCACAGCAAUGAAUUAUCUAGAUGUGUAAAAAUAACUCGAAAAUUAGAAAUUGCUAAUUCCGAUGAUUUCACGCAGUAUUCUCUAAAAUAUGCCACAACAUCAAAAUCGAGGGAGGAACAAACUUGUAUAGCUGAUGAAAAUAAAACAAGUAGUAAACUCAAAAGAUCUAAUAGGAUUUUAGAAGUUGAGCAAUCAAUUAAUAGUGUUUCUUACGAGACAGAUAAUGAAGGAAAUAGCAAAAUUAUUGAGCACUCAGUCAAAAAUAAUUAUGUACAAAAUAAGAUAAAUCAUGAGUCAGAAUUAAUUCAGUUGUAUGUGAAUAAAAGUUCCGGUGAGAAAGAUUUUGAAAAUUCUGAAAGUGUAUCUUCUAUUGCAAUUCAGAAUGAAAAGAGAAAAGAUAAAUCAACAGGAAAAACUUUAAAGAAUUUAUCAAAGGUUUCAGGUGAAAUUCAAAAAGAAUCUCGGCGAGAAAGAAAAUCUCAAAAUUCGAUGUCUAGAGAUUCUUCAUAUAAAGUGGAUGACUUGAAAAUGCAUGAAUUUCACGAAAAAUUGGGUAGAAAAUCAAUUUCUAAAGCAGGACCGAGAACAAAUUUAUCUGAAAAUGUGGAUUUAACUCCUAUACGCAUUAAAGAGGAAUUUCAACCUAGUCAUGAUUCCAAUAAUAAAACUGAAUGCAAAAGUGGUUCGAAAAAACGUUCGACAACUAUAAAAUUCCGAAAAAUCCCUAGUAAAAUUCCAGAACAAUUUCAGGUGAAAAAAAAUAAUGUCCGCACUUCCUGUAGAUGUUCUUUUAUACUGGAAGAAGAAAAACAACAAUUUUAUCAAACCAAGCAACAAGCAACAAAGCCGAUUAUUUUCAAGCCCCUCGACUUUCCAAAUAUCUCUGGAUUCAUGCAAACUGAUGUGCUCGUUGGUGAAGACGUGCAAGCCAACAACUUAGUCUUACGUCAACGGUUAUUUGAAAUCCGAAGUUGGCUCAAGGAUCAAUUUAACCUUUAUCGUAAUUACUGCAAAGUUGUAUCCGCUAUUAACCAGGAGUACGUUCCUUCUUCUCUCUUAGACGUGAAAAAGCAGGCUGAACUGCAAUAUCUCUGGACGAGACUGAACUGCCAAGACUAGGGUGGUCUAAGAAUUCGACUUUCUAGUUCGUUUUCCCGAAAAAAAUCCCGAAUCUUU
Molecule: messenger RNA, 2401 nt
Organism: Belonocnema kinseyi
Lineage: Eukaryota; Metazoa; Arthropoda; Insecta; Hymenoptera; Cynipidae
Exons: 5
Coding region: 344-2344 (666 amino acids)
Source: RefSeq, a predicted model, not a curated record